AUGUCUGGCAUGACUCCCGUCACCGCCGCUGGCGCCUGUCCUCCUGCUGGUCCCUACACCCAGGCGAUCCGCGCAAACGGCCAGGUCUUCAUCUCCGGCCAAAUUCCCGCCGACGCCUCUGGGAACCUUGUCUCGGGUAACAUUGGCGAAUUGACCCAGGCUUGCUGCAAUAACAUCAAAGCUAUUGUGGAAGCUGCUGGAUCCAGCGUGAGCAAGAUCGUCAAAGUGAAUGUCUUCCUAACUGAUAUGGCCAACUUCGCGGAAAUGAAUGCUACCUACGAAAAAUUCUUCACCCAUAAGCCUGCCCGUAGCUGUGUUGCUGUUGCUCAGCUACCCAAGGGUGUCCCAGUGGAGAUUGAGUGCAUUGCCUUGGAGUAA
Molecule: messenger RNA, 378 nt
Organism: Aspergillus tanneri
Lineage: Eukaryota; Fungi; Ascomycota; Eurotiomycetes; Eurotiales; Aspergillaceae
Exons: 4
Coding region: 1-378 (125 amino acids)
Cellular component (GO): mitochondrion; cytosol
Molecular function (GO): deaminase activity
Source: RefSeq, a predicted model, not a curated record